AUGUAUCUCAAGCGCAAGCGUUCUGAAUCCGAAAUCUCCACCAGUUCAUCCCUCCUCUCUAGUCCCCUCUACUCCAACAAUUCCAAUUCUAUGCACAUCGAUUCCCCAUCAAUCGCAUCACCAAAUCUUUUCUCCUCACGUACGAGAAAACGUCAUAGAGAUAAUCGACCAAAUGAAGAGACUGUUCAUCGUAUGUUAUCCGAUUCCAACAAUUUUCUGUUUGCGCUUCAGAUAUUAAUCAAUUCCACAGAACAUACUCUCUCCCUGCUCUACUCCGCACAACGGCCUCUAAAUAUAAACACAACCUGUAUGCCGCCGCCCUCGCCUUCUGCAAUUUCUCCUCAUACAAUAAUACCGCAUCCAUCAAACAAUACCCCACACGCACACCAAGCAUCGCUCCACUCCUUCUGGCAAUUACCAUCAACCCGUCAAAUUUCCCCCGGUAGCGAUUCCUCUUAUGCAUCAUCUACAUCCGUCUCCCCCAAAACAAUUACACAUCCUCAUCUCCUACCGACCAAUUGCGAAGAUUGUGAUGCGUCAUUAGCGAAUAGAGAAGGGAAUGAUGGAAUGGAUGUAGAUACUAUGAUGGAUAUUGAUAUGUAUGGAGCUGGCGAGGGAAACCAUGCAUGUACGAUUUGUGGGAAGCAAGUUUGUCAUUCGUGUGCUGUAAGUAAUUUGGGAAUGGAAAGGAAAUGUUUGAGUUGUGCAGGAAGCGAUAUGAAUGGGAGGAGAUGGGUUGGAGGUUUGGGGUGGAUGAAUUAG
Sclerotinia borealis F-4128 is the source of this 762-nucleotide messenger RNA. Lineage: Eukaryota; Fungi; Ascomycota; Leotiomycetes; Helotiales; Sclerotiniaceae. The record is from the annotation of a GenBank genome assembly.